Rhea pennata is the source of this 5389-nucleotide messenger RNA. It is a transcript of the gene MN1, whose product is annotated as MN1 proto-oncogene, transcriptional regulator. The transcript is spliced from 2 exons. Lineage: Eukaryota; Metazoa; Chordata; Aves; Rheiformes; Rheidae. The record is from RefSeq and is a predicted model, not a curated record. Gene Ontology annotation, biological process: regulation of DNA-templated transcription. Bases 1 to 3588 code for a protein of 1195 amino acids.
AUGUUCGCGCUGGAGCAGUUCGAGCCGCAGAUGAGCAGCCGCAGCGGCGGGCAGGGCGAGCGGGGCUUCGGCCAGCCCGGACUGAGCAUGAGCUCGCACUUCAAGGCGCCGGCCUUCCCCGGCGGCGGCCCGGCGGCGGCGGUGGACCCGGCCCUGGGCGCGCUGGGCGAGCCGCCCCUCCUGGGCAUGAACAUGAGCCUGGCCGGGGACGCCUACGGCUUCCCGGGCCGCGGCCCCGCCGAGCUGCACGGCGGCGGCAUGCAGCCGCCGGUGCACGGCUUCUUCGGCGGGCAGCAGCCGCACGGCGGCCACGCCGGCGCCCACCACCCGCACCAGCACCACCCGCACUUCGGCGGCAACUUCGGGCCUGACCCCGGCGCCUCCUGCGUGCACGGUGGCCGGCUCCUGGGCUACAGCGGCGCGCUGGGCGGCCAGACGGCGUUCGCCGACGGCUACGAGCACAUGGCCGAGAGCCAGGGUGCUGAGGGCUUCGGGCAGCAGCGUCCCGGGAACUUGCCCGACUUUCAGCACCACAACGGCGGCGCCUCCAGCCACGCGGUGCCAGCGCCCUGCCUCCCCCUCGACCAGUCCCCCAACCGUGCUGCCUCCUUCCACGGGCUGCCCGCAGCUGGCUCCGCCGAGCCCCACGGCCUGGAGCAGCGGCGACUUCCCGCGCAGGGCGGCGUGGACUCUCUGGAAUACAAUUACCCCAGCGACGGCCCCGCUGGGCACUUCGAGCUGCCUGUCUUCUCCCCGUCAGAGCCCGAGGGGCAGCUGCCGCACUACGGCGGCGGGCGGCAGGUGCCGGCGGGCGGCAGCUUCGCGGGGGCGCCCGCCCUGCCGCGGCCGCCGGGCAUGGCCGUGGCCAAGGCGCACCCGCCACAGCAGCACGGCGUCUUCUUCGAGCGCUUCGGGGGGGCGCGGAAGAUGUCCGCCGGCCUGGAGCCGGGGACCAGCGCCAGGCACCCGCUGAUGCAGCCGCAGCCGCAGCAGCCCGGUUUGCUGGCCAGACAGAACUCCUGCCCGCCAGCCAUCCCUAGGCAACAGCAAGCAGAAGCCAGUGCUCCCAAUCCCAACUUGCAGGACAAUGGGCCGAUAAUGCAGAACCAGCACGCACAGUUUGAAUACCCUAUUCACAGACUGGAGAACAGGAAUAUGCAUCCCUACGCCGACCCCGUGUUUAAUAUGCAGCACCCUCCUCCGCAACAGCCACCAAAUCAAAGACUGCAGCACUUCGAUGCCCCUUACGUGAACGUCGCCAAGAGGCCGCGGUUCGACUUCCCCGGCAACCCCGGCGCGGAGCGGUGUGCCUCCUGGGGCGGCAGCAUGCACGGCCCCGCUGUGGAGAGCCACCUCUCCCCGACGGCCUACCCCGGCCUGCCGGGCGAGUUCACGCCACCGGCGCCCGAGGCCUUCGGCGGGCCGCUGCCACACGGCGGCCCCGAGCACCCGGCGCUGGCGCAGCGCCAGAACGCGGCCCUGGUGAUGAAGCAGAUGGCGUCGCGCAGCCAGCAGCGCCUGCGGCCGCCCAGCCUCCAGCAGCUGGGCCACCACGGUGAGGUGGGGCCGCCCGGCGGGCUGCCCCCGCCCGCCUUCGAGCGCGAUGGCGGCGCUGCCCGCGGCUUCGACCCACCAGCGCCGCACCUGGCCCCGGAGAGCGCCUGGUUCACGGGGCCGCCGCCGCCGCCCGGCGACCUGCUGCCGCGGCGCAUGGCGGCUCCGGGGCUGCCGGCCGAGCCCGCCCCGCACGAGCUGGGCCUGCAGCCCGGUGGCGGCGGCGGCGGCGGCGUGCUCUUCCGGCCGGGUGCCGGCGCGCUGGGGCUGCAGGAGCCGCUGCGGAUGGCGGGCGAGGGGCCGGCACAGGCCCUGCCCUCGCCCGGCGUCCACCCGCCCUUCGCGCCGGCCAUGGGUGGCCUCUCCCAGCUGCAGUCGCCGGGCAGCGGCGUGGCGCUGCCCAGUGCCCCCGCGGAGCGCCGCGGCCCCGCUGACUUCGCGGCGCAGCCCGGCUUCGCCUUCGCGGCGGCCGCCCGGCAGCCGGCGGCGCACGGCACGGCACCCGCCCUCAGCGCCUCGCCGGGCGCCUACCCACCGCCGCCAUCCGAGUUUCCCCCGCCGCCGCCGCCGCCGCGGCCCGCCGCCAGCAAGCUAGGCGCCCUCUCGCUGGGCUCCUUCAGCAAGCCGGCCGCCAAGGACAACGUCUUCGGGCAGAGCUGCCUGGCCGCGCUCUCCACCGCCUGCCAGAACAUGAUCGCCAGCCUGGGCGCCCCCAACCUCAACGUCACCUUCAACAAGAAGAGCCCGGCCGAGGCCAAGCGCAAGCUCGGCCAGGCCGAGCCCGAGGCGCCGCCCGCGGCCCCCGACUACUUCCCGGCGGGGCCGCCGGCGGGCGGGGGCGGUGCCGCCAAGGCCGCGGGCCCCGCGCCGCUGCUGCCCGCCGAGAGCAGCCUCUCGCCCGGCUACGCGCUGGAGCCGGCGGGCGGCGGCGAGGGGAAGGCGGGCGGCGGGCGGGGGCGGGGCCGCCGGAAACGGGACAGCGGGCACGUGAGCCCCGGCACCUUCUUCGACAAGUUCUCGGCCGCGGAGGGCGGCGGCGCCGGCGUGAGCCCGGGGCCGCCGGGGGGCCCGCCGGGGGCCACGGGCGCCGAGCGCGGCGGGGGCACCCCGCAUGACAAGCCGCUGACCUCGCCGUCGUGGGGCAAGGGCGGCGAGCUGCUGCUGGGCGAGCAGCCCGACCUCAUGUCCUCGCUGGACAGCGGCAUUCAGAGCGUGACCAAGUCAGACGGCAGUUCCCCCCACGUGGACUUCCCCGACGAGGUCAGCACCAGCUACGGCAACGAGGACGAGGUGUCGUCCAGCUCCGACAACGCCGUCUCCAAGCCCACGCGCAGCCCGCUGCUGGGCGGCUCGCCCAAGCUGCCCCGGGGGGAGCACGCCCUUCUCAACGGACAGAAGCCCCUGGCCCUUGGCCUCCUCAAUACAUCUACCUCGACCCCCGACAGCUACGGGCUCAGCACCACGGCGGGCGCCCACCCUGGCACGCCGGGCAUGGAGCAGGUGCGGACCCCCACGAGCACCUCAGCCCAGGAUGAGAUCCACCCGCUGGAGAUCCUGCAGGCGCAGAUCCAGCUCCAGCGGCAGCAGUUCAGCAUCUCGGAAGACCAGCCCCUGGGGCUGAAGAGCAAAAAGGGGGAGUGCGCAGGGCAGAACGGGGACACUGACUUGGGCAGCUGUUGCUCGGAGGGCGUCAAGGGUGCCAUGAGUACCAUUGACCUGGACUCCCUGAUGGCAGAGCACAACUCCACCUGGUACCUGCCUGGCGAGAAGGCCAUGAUGGAGGGGCAGGAUGAGGACAAGCCCAUGGCGCCCUGGGAGAAGCCCAAGCCCCCGAACUCCAGCAAAGAAGCCCACGACCUUCCCCCGAACAAGACCUCAGCGCCGGCGCAGACUGGCAGCCACUUGCAAUGCCUCUCGGUUCACUGCACGGAUGACAUGGGCGAGGCGAAGGGCCGGACUGCGGUGCCGACAUGGAGAUCCCUGCACUCAGACAUCUCCAACAGAUUUGGGACUUUUGUGGCUGCCCUGACUUGAACAAAAGAAAUUAUUUUUUUCCUCUUUUUAAUUUCAAAGGGCCGCUACUGCUAGGUGGACUAUUUUUCUAGGUUGGUACCUGCUUAGUGGCAUAUGGACAGGAAAGGGUUAAUUUAAAGUAAACCUCAACUUUUUUUUUAAUCUUCUGCCACAGUAUGUUACCAGUGUUAACCCUUCUGCAGUUAGCACACUUUUGCUUAAGAUUUUCCUGCUAGACCACUUUUUCCCAUUAGUCUGUAAUCUUGGCAUACAUUUAUAGAUGAGGCCUUUCCUUUUUCAUCUCAGCGUAUGUCCAAGUCACAUAUGUCAUAAUAAGACGAAAAUACUACUUCUCCUCCUCCCUUUCUUUUUCAUUUUUUUUCUUUUUUCCUUUUCCUUUUUUUGCUUUGUUCAGUGCUUAUUACAAUGGUAAUCCUGAAGAACAGCAGUUCAGGAAUAAAUGCCGGUUAAAGCGAAAUUAUCAUCAUUAUAUUACAUGUUGACACCCAGCUUUCGCCAGUCACAUACAAACCAAACAAUUAAUGCUCUGUUAGAUAUUCAGGCAAUGAUUCUAUUCUUUCUUGGAAAGAUUUUUUUUUGUCAUUAAUAACACAAUUUAACCACCUCCCUCCCACGUUUGCUUUCUCCAUCUCUCCCUCUUUAGGUGAGGACAGGAUUUGGUUUAUUUACUGGUGCGAAGCCCAGAUACAGAGUUCUGUUGCAAACAGCCCUGAAUUUUGUUCUAAAUAAGUCUAACAGGAAGUUUACUUAAAUGAUUAAUAAUUAUCAUCUUCUCCCCCAAACACCCAGAUUGCAGUAGAAUUUGUUUUACCUCCUUCUCUCCCUUGCAAGGCUGAGUAAGGGGUGCAGACAUGCUCCAGAGUGUGGUUUGCAGCCUUUCACAUUUGUGGUGCAGUUGUUGGAGUUGUCACUUUAUUUUAUAACUGUUUAAAGAAAUCUCCCCCAAAGCUACAAAGACCGCCUGUGUGUUGCUCUUAAUCUGCGGGGCAAUGUCCUAGCCACAUGGAGGUAAGCCUGGUGUGGCACUGGGAUGCUGAGCUCCCUCAUGCCAGGCUGGGUUUAAGUCUACCAUCUUGCUGUUACUGGAGUUGCCAAAGUCCCUGGAAGGCUGUACUGAAGCAAAGUUCCCAUUUUUCCCCCUUUCGUUUGCUGAAGGAAGAUAGCUGUCGACUGGAAGUGUUAGGUAGCUUCCUGCAUACUCGUCCAUAGUCAGGAACAGCGUGGUGGCUGUGGCGCUGUCCCUGGGGCACCUGCCAUGGUGUCCUGGCGCAGUGGUGACCGUAGCGGUGCUGGUGCCGAGCGAGGGACUGCCAGGGUCAGAGCAGGGACUGCAGAUCUGCGUGCAUCUCUGUCCUGGUGUGAGAGUGUUUUUGUUCUAACCCUUCUUCAAACACCAUUCCCCAUAUGCUGGGGUCGAUGUUUUCUCCUCUAUCAGGACUGGGAAACCCCAAGUUAGAUGCCCUGAGCUCGUUCUAGGACCCAUUUUUGCUAUGCAUAUGAAGAACAGUAUUAUUAGAUGCACACAAUAAAAGGAAAAACAUGCUUUCCUGCUCUUGAUAGAUAAUACUCAUCUGAGAAGUAAGUUGGAAGCAAACCAACUAAAAACAAAAAUGACAUGAUCUGACACUCCUGUGGUUUUACGUAACACUGUCUGUUAUUUGUGUAUCCUCUGUUUACAGGGAGUGUGAACAGUCCCACCCUUGUUCAGGCCAGCUUGGUUUCCUCUGCUCCCUGAAACUUAAAAACUUCAUUGGAUAUUUAGGUUUUAGCUGUGAAAUAAAGGUCAGAGUCUCUAGUGUUA